GGCUGACUCUCUUCCGGCGGCGGGCUGUGCGGAGCGGCGGGCGCUAGUUCAUGAAAAUGUCAGCAGAUAUACCAUUAGACAUUAAUAUCAAGGAACCCCGUUGGGAUCAAAGCACUUUUGUUGGACGAGCCAAUCAUUUCUUUACUGUAACGGAUCCCAGGAAUAUUUUAUUACCUAAUGAACAACUAGAAAAUGCAAGAAAAAUUGUUCAUGAUUACAGACAAGGUAUUGUGGCCCCUGGGCUGACAGAAGAUGAACUAUGGAGAGCAAAAUAUGUGUAUGAUUCAGCUUUUCACCCAGACACCGGUGAAAAGAUGAUUUUGAUUGGCCGAAUGUCAGCUCAGGUACCAAUGAACAUGACUAUCACAGGUUGUAUGAUGACCUUUUAUAGAACUACUCCGGCAGUGGUCUUCUGGCAGUGGAUUAACCAGUCCUUCAACGCUAUUGUAAAUUACACCAACAGGAGUGGAGAUGCCCCAAUUACUGUCAGCCAGCUGGGAACAGCCUAUGUUUCUGCCACUACGGGUGCUGUAGCAACAGCUCUAGGACUUAAUGCACUAACCAAGCAUGUCUCGCCCCUUAUAGGACGUUUUGUUCCUUUUGCUGCUGUAGCCGCUGCUAAUUGCAUAAAUAUUCCAUUAAUGAGGCAAAGGGAACUCAAAUUUGGUAUCCCUGUUACAGACGAAAAUGGGAACAGGUUAGGUGAAUCAGCCAAAGCUGCUCAGCAGGCCAUUACUCAGGUGGUUGUCUCAAGGAUUCUCAUGGCUGCCCCUGGCAUGGCUAUUCCUCCCUUUAUAAUGAAUACUUUGGAAAAAAAAGCCUUUUUAAAGCGGUUCCCGUGGAUGAGUGCCCCCAUUCAAGUUGGAUUAGUUGGAAUCUGUUUGGUGUUUGCUACACCUCUGUGCUGUGCAUUAUUUCCUCAAAAAAGUUCCAUGUCCGUAACACGCUUGGAGCCAGAAUUGCGAGCCAAGAUCCAAGAGUUCAGCCCUGGUUUAGAACGUGUGUACUUUAAUAAAGGAUUAUAA
This is a messenger RNA of Emys orbicularis (European pond turtle), 1025 nucleotides long. It is a transcript of the gene SFXN1, whose product is annotated as sideroflexin 1. Gene Ontology annotation, cellular component: mitochondrial inner membrane. Gene Ontology annotation, biological process: monoatomic ion transport; serine import into mitochondrion. Gene Ontology annotation, molecular function: monoatomic ion transmembrane transporter activity. Lineage: Eukaryota; Metazoa; Chordata; Testudines; Emydidae. The record is from RefSeq and is a predicted model, not a curated record. The transcript is spliced from 11 exons. Bases 51 to 1025 code for a protein of 324 amino acids.